AUGUCUGGCUCGUACCCGACACAGCAGCAGCACCACGAGCACCACCACUACCAGCACCACCCGCCGUCGUGCGACCCCUCGUCGUCGUACCCGCUCCCGGCCUUUGUCCACCGCGACUCGGGCUACUCUGGCGCACCCUCCGACCUGAACGCCAUGCGCCAACCGCCCUACGACCUCCCGACGGCCUACACCACCGCGUCGUACCGCCUGCCCGGCAGCGGCCCUAGCGCCAUGGCCCCGCCGCCGCCGCCUCAGCAGGGCGGCCCGUCGCUGUACUCGGCCGCUGCGCUCCUCCAGCAGCACCAGGCCAACCAGCACGCCUUCCUGUCGGGCCAGACGGGCGGCAACGCCAUCUUCAGCAACCUCGCCGUCCGCGGCAGCGAGUCGCCCGUCACGAGCACGAGCGGCAGCAGCGCGACGCCGAGCUCGCACGGCCGCAGCAGCGCCACGCCUGCCUCGAGUGCCCACGAGCCGUCGACGUCGGCGCCCCUCCCGACGCAGCCGCCGCCGUCGUCGUCGUCCAACGCGCCCGUGUCGCCCCAGGACGCCGACUUCUCGCAGACGUUCUACGACCCGUUCCGCAUCAAGCACCGUCGCAGGACCUCGCCGCCGCAGCUGCGCGUCCUCGAGUACCACUUUGACCGCAACCCCAAGCCCGACGUGUCGCUCCGCCGCGCCUUGUCGGAGCAGCUCGACAUGACGCCGCGCGAGGUCCAGGUCUGGUUCCAGAACCGCCGCGCCAAGGUCAAGAAGCUGCGCGAGAAGGCCGAGCGCGAGGCGGCCACGGCCGGCGAGGCCGACACGCCGAGGCUCCCGACGCCUCCACCGGCGCUCGCGGCCCUCAACGGCUCGGUGUCGCAGCUCUCGAUGCCGCCGGCCCCGCUCGGGCGCGCCGAGUACGGCGCCGACGACGUCUCGGCCCGCGCGCCGUCCAUGUUCAGCGCGCCGCCGACGCCUCACGACCAGUCGUUCCGGCCCAUGCCGACCGCCCCGUCCUACCUGUCGAUGCCGCCUGGACCUCCACCGUCGGUCCUGGCGGCGUACCCUCCCCCGCCGCCGACCUACUCGUCGUACCCGAGCCCGCUCCCGUCUUCCGGCCAGAGCGCCACCCCAUCGCCGCCGAUCGACUACCAAUACGGUCACCCGCACGCGACGCAGGCCGUCGCGUCACUGCCGCACCCGCCGCCGCUCCCGCUCCCGACCUACCUCGAGGCCGGGUACCCGGCGCCGCCUGGACGCCGCAUGUCGCUCCCGGCGCACGCGCUGUACGACGUCGCGAUGGGUCCGCCUCUCGGCUCGCCGUCCUCGACGACGACGACGACGUUCGAGCAGGCCGUGUCGUCGCUCCCGCCGCCGCCGCUCCACGCGCCGAUGCAGCACGUGCCGCCGACCUCGCUCCCGUCGACCUGCGGCGGCCCGCCGUGCUACGACCAACUCGCACCCGCGCCCAUACACGCACACGCGGGCGCGGCGUACGACGGCGUGCUCGGCGGCGGCAGCGGCGGCGGCGGCGGCAACUCGCCCCGUUCGAGCUACGGCGACGGGUCGGGCUCGGUCCCUCUCGGCGGCGGCGCCGAGUGGGACGGCUCGGCUCAGCAGCAGCCGCAGCAGGCGAUGUGGGGCGAGCGCGCGCCCUACGCGCCGCAGCUCGCCCGCCGUCGCUCGAGCGCGCCGGGCGAGAUGCUCCUCCAGCCGCUCGACCACGCCUCGCAGCCGUACGGGCGCGCGAGCCUCGCGUAUGCGACUGCGCCGCAGCAGCAGUGGGGCGCGGAAUACUCGACCGUGCCCCUCUCGCAGCAGCAGCAGCAGCAGCCGUCGUCGUCGUCGUUCGGCUACUCGGCGCCGCCGCCGCCGAACGGUGCCCUUUCGGCGCCGCUCUCGGCACACUCGGCGCGCCGUGCGUCGGUCGUGAGCCUCGCGCCCAUCUCGGAGCAGCCUCACGGGCAGGAGCAGGCGCACGACGGCGGGCCUGUCCGCCGCCCGAGGUCGGGCAACGGGCACGCGGCGGCGCACCCGUACGCGCGUUCGUCGCGCUCCGGGUCGGGCUCGCGGUCGGGAUCGGACGAAUGAGGCUCGUCGAGAGCGAGGGAGGGAGGGCGAGCAGUGUCUAUAGCUGGCGGCGAGGGCGGAAGUGGGAUGAAGAGUGGGUUCGAGCGUUUCUCUCUUGAGCGUCACCCUCGCUGUACCUUUGCGCGAUCGCUUUGCCGCAAUACAACGUCUUGUCAUACCUCGAG
Rhodotorula graminis WP1 is the source of this 2234-nucleotide messenger RNA. RefSeq lists its product as uncharacterized. Gene Ontology annotation, biological process: regulation of transcription by RNA polymerase II; cell differentiation. The record is from RefSeq and is a predicted model, not a curated record. The transcript has 2 exons. The coding region runs from base 1 to 2070 and encodes 689 amino acids. Lineage: Eukaryota; Fungi; Basidiomycota; Microbotryomycetes; Sporidiobolales; Sporidiobolaceae. Gene Ontology annotation, molecular function: RNA polymerase II cis-regulatory region sequence-specific DNA binding; DNA-binding transcription factor activity, RNA polymerase II-specific.